AUGGCGCAGGGCAGUCAACAACUUGACAUGCAGGUACUCCAUGAUCUCCGACAACGUUUCCCUGAGAUACCUGAAGGGGUGGUAUCUCAGUGCAUGCUUCAGAACAACAACAACUUAGAUGCCUGUUGUCGAGCCCUUGCACAGGAGAGCAACAAAUACUUGUAUAUGGAGUACCAUAGCCCUGAUGACACCAGAGUGAAUAGGAAUAGCCUUUUGCACAUCAAUCUGGGUAUUCAUCCUCAUACCAGCUAUCAUGCAGGGGAUGGAGCUCAACUUAAUGGUGGUCGUACACUGGUACACAGUUCAAGUGAUGGACAUAUUGAUCCACAACGCACAGCAGGUAAACAGCUGAUAUGCUUAGUUCAAGAACCACAUUCUGCUCCUGCUGUUGUGGCAGCUUCUCCUAGUUACAAUCCAUUUUUCAUGAAUGACCAGAAUAGAAAUGCAGCUACUCCUCCUCCACAGCCACCUCCUCAGCCAUCUUCCAUACAACCAGGAAUGAACACAUCUGCUAUGCAAGGCCCUCCUCCCACGUAUAUGCACAUACCUCGGUACAGUACAAAUCCCAUUACUGUUACAGUAUCACAAAACCUCCCCUCUGGACAGAGUGUACCCAGAGCUCUACAAAUUCUUCCACAGAUUCCAAGCAAUCUUUAUGGGACUCCUGGCUCUAUUUAUAUAAGACAAACAUCUCAAAGUUCUUCAGGACGACAGACUCCUCAAAAUACGCAGUGGCAUUCAUCGCCACAGGGCCCAGUUCCACAUUAUACUCCCCGUCCUCUACCUGUGUAUCCACAUCAACAGAACUAUCAACCUUCUCAGUAUUCUCCUAAACAAGCUCAGAUCCCUCAGUCAGCUUUUCGAUCACCACCGGCAUCCCAGUGUCCCUCUCCCUUUGGCUCUCCUCAACACCAAGUUCAGCCUCCUCCGUUGAGUCAUCAGAGUUCACAUGUUUUCAUGCCUCCUAGUCCUUCAACUGUCCCACCUCAUCCAUAUCAGCAAGCAUCCCAGACUUUUCAAAAACAAGGCGGUCACUCUGUAUCGUAUCUUCCUCCUUUUGCUGGACCUAGUUUAUCCAAAGGUUCCAUGAAUAAAAUAGAAAUUACAGUUGAGCCACCACAAAGACCUGGGACUACAAUGAACAGAAGUCCUUCGCCAAUAAGUAAUCAACCAUCUCAACGAAACCAGCACCCACUGUAUACAGCCACUACUCCUCCUUCAAGCUCUCCAUCAAGAGGUAUGUCAGGUCAACCCAAACCUCCGUUUAGCGUUAAUCCAGUAUAUAUUACCUACACUCAACCAACCGGACCUACAGGUGCACCAACACAGUCUCCUCGGGUCAUGGUAUCUCAGCCCAACCCAACCAUUUUUAAAAUCACAGUAGGGCGAGCACCGACUGAGAAUCUUUUAAAUUUAGUGGACCAAGAAGAGCGUUCUGCAGCACCAGAACCUAUUCAGCCUAUUUCUGUAAUCCCAGGAUCUGGAGGAGAAAAAGGAAGCCAUAAGUAUCAGAGAAGUUCUAGUUCUGGAUCAGACGACUAUGCUUACACUCAAGCCUUGCUGUUACAUCAGCGAGCAAGGAUGGAGAGAUUAGCAAAGGAACUGAAGCUUGAGAAAGAAGAGCUUGAACGCUUGAAAGCUGAAGUCAAUGGUAUGGAGCAUGACCUAAUGCAGAGGCGGCUUCGAAGAGUUAGCUGUACAACUGCAAUUCCAACACCUGAGGAAAUGACCAGAUUGAGAAGCCUCAACAGACAGCUCCAGAUAAACGUUGACUGUACACUGAAAGAAGUUGAUCUCCUUCAAUCUAGAGGGAACUUUGAUCCAAAAGCCACGUGUAACUUCUAUGAUAAUAUAGAGCCUGGUCCUGUUGUGCCACCAAAGCCAUAUAAAAAGGAACAUCAAAACAGCUCCAAACAGACUCCACGGACGCAGCCAAGAGAUGAAGACUUUGAAGGGGCUCCAUGGAAUUGUGAUAGCUGCACCUUUCUAAAUCACCCAGCACUAAAUCGCUGUGAGCAGUGUGAAAUGCCACGAUACACUUGAAAAGCAGGAAGGGGCUGGCAUUGGGUUUA
Molecule: messenger RNA, 2072 nt
Organism: Indicator indicator
Lineage: Eukaryota; Metazoa; Chordata; Aves; Piciformes; Indicatoridae
Gene: TAB3
Product: TGF-beta activated kinase 1 (MAP3K7) binding protein 3
Exons: 6
Coding region: 1-2043 (680 amino acids)
Cellular component (GO): extracellular exosome
Molecular function (GO): ubiquitin binding
Source: RefSeq, a predicted model, not a curated record